GGUUUUGUCACGAUGUGGCGUGACCACAGGACACGAAGGCAGUGCUUGCGUUCCCGGGCGCGGCUACUUGAGGAACGGGUGUCGCUGCUACCGGAGUAUUCGCCAUGGAGAUGUCCGCCAUGAAACUCGUCCUCGUCGUGGUGGCAGCCACUUUGAUGUUGGUGCAGCAGGUCGCUGCGCGCGCCGAUCGGCCGCUCAACGAGAAGCUGACGACGUGCAUCGGGCUCUCGGUGCAGCCUGGUGUGAGCGACAGGCACCCGCUCACGGCCUGCGUCGAACUCGCCACCGCCUACUUCCGCCUGCUGCGUCGCGACUGGCAUCAGAUGUACGUGACGUGCGUCACCAACAAGGGCACGGCCGAGCCCUCCAUCUACGAGAACUGGGCCAGCAAGGCUGCCGACUGCGUCGACCAGUGGGCCAACAUUCCCUAAAUAAAAGUAUCACCAGCUGCAAGUAAAACUACCCUCGCACAGCCGUUCUGCAGCAAGGUCACUGGACAUUUUCAUGCUUCAUUGAUAUCAAAGCCGCUGUGCUGCACUCAAGCGGCGGUCGUCUACUUGUUGCUCACCUCCAACAACUUGAAACAUUUGAACACCAACUGAACCAAUAAAAUAAUUGUGACGCUUAAGCGUUAGUUUCUGGGAAGAAA
Messenger RNA from Thrips palmi, 649 nucleotides. RefSeq lists its product as uncharacterized. The record is from RefSeq and is a predicted model, not a curated record. The coding region runs from base 105 to 431 and encodes 108 amino acids. The transcript is spliced from 2 exons. Lineage: Eukaryota; Metazoa; Arthropoda; Insecta; Thysanoptera; Thripidae.